UGCCGUCGCGUCGUGUUGUUGACAAAGCAGCACGGUCGAUCAAACAAAAGUUGAUACUCGUUGUUCUGUUUACAUUAGUCAUUACUGUUCCCGGCGCUGGGCGUUAUCCUUAAUGCACAUUUUUAGGUACAUUCUUAUCAGUGGUGUUUCCAUUUGUCGCUAGGAGCCAGAAUCCGACUGCAAAUCAGAGGCCUGAAAAGCUAAAACUCAUAGGAAAAUAACUUCCCAACACCGAUCUGAGAACGAACGGUGCAGUUUCUUAUCGCAGUUUCUAGUUCAACACUGAGCGAUCGCUUUCUUCAGCAACAGUGAGGGUGAUUCAAUUCGGAUUUCUUUGUUGAUACCACUGGCCGAACCAUGGCGAUGUCGGAGGAACAACUCAUCCGGAUGCAGAGAAAACUCCCUAAGCACCGAAACCGCGUUGCGGCCUACCACUUCCAACUUCCGGCCUACAUGCGAAUGAUCCAUAGGUUCAAUGCAGCGAAACCAUCCCCGAUCAUGAAUUCGUACAUGGUAGUACACUUGGAAGCUCUGAUGGACUUGCUGAGCAAGGUAGCCGAUUUCGAUGGCUACCAACCGCCGGCACACGACGAGUUCGAUCUCCGCCAGUUGGACGUGGCUUUCUGUUUCGGCUGCAACCAUUGCAACAAAACGGGCUUCAAUGCCCGUCAAGUGCUUGAGCACGUUAUGAACGAUGACCACCCGGAAUUGCCCGGGUAUGCUAAAGGAAAGCUUAAACACUUCAGGCAAAAAACAAUGGACCGCUACGAUGCGUUCCUAUUCCGGAAGAAAGAGAUCAUGGCCAGCAAUGAUGUGUCGCUGCAUGUGUUAGAUCGAAUGAUCGAUUUCAGUCUGACUACUAAAAGUUUCCUCAAAAUGACCAGUCGCUUCUUGUCGUCGUUGGAUAUCCUGGAACGGGCACCGUCAACGAUUAUCGCACGCGGAGUCCUGGACCUGUUGGAUUCGAUCGAUGCAUUGCUCACGACAUCCAAAUGUGUCCAGUCGAUUCCGGAAUUCCACUCGAUAACGCAUCAGAUAGUGACGGGAGAGAUGAAGUUUGUCAGCAAGGGAAAAGCGUUUAGUGAUGUACAUGGUGCACUUGAACACGCAGUGUUCGAGGCAGGACUGCGGCAAGCACCAGCGGAACGAAACAUAUUUUCACUGCCUCAGAUGGUGAACAAGAAUCCGCCGCAAUGCUUGCCAAAUUUUGCAGUUCCGCCUCCAUUUCUUCCGGCGAUUCAAAUGAUGCCACCUCCGCCGAUGAUGAGUGCUUCGAUGGUACAGGUCGGUGUUAACAUGCAAGUUCUCAAUCUCGCCGCUCAUCACCAUCAUCAGCAGCAACAACAACAGAACUUCCGGAUGCAGCAAAUUCACCAACAGCAGCAACACCUUCUGUUCAAUCCGUCCUUGGUGAGAAUGGGUCCGAAUGUGCCUUCCCAGCCCCAAGUGGCCCAACAGCACAUGGCCUAUCAGCAGCGUACAGGCGCAGUUCAAUUGCCACCGUUGAAUCAAAGUGGCGCUGUGGGUUGCCCCGCGCUAAACCGUUGCUUGAUCAACUUUCUAGAGCAACCACAAUUGGACAGUCUGAUCGAGAAUGGUAAUGUGUUGAUCCAUUUCGACAAAUCCAGCGUUAUUCCCAGCGAGAUUAUUAGUGCCUUGAAAGAGGUGGCGCCAGCUGCUAGGGUGGAAUGUUUCGGCGCUAAAGUGUCUGGUAUUGGAUAUGAAGAUGAGAACGUCAAUCUCUACGUCGACAAUGCAAAGCAUCCGAAAACGUCGGACAACGUAAAAGAGAUGUUCGAGACACUGCAACGUUUCUUCGUGGCCAACGGUGACGAAUGGACGAUUCAGAACAUCCACGACGCAGACAUCCGGACGCACCUCACCGUGAAGAAUAACUGCGAAAACGUGUGCUGUCGAAUAACGUUCGCCAGCGAAAUCUACUGCUACAACACCAAACUGAUCCGCUACUACGCAGAGACUUUCCCCAUGUACCAGAAGCUAUGCUACUUCGUCCAGGAGUUUGUCAAGCUGAUCGACAUUGAUCUCCAUUGCUACAUCAUCGUCGUCCUUGUCUUGUUCUACAUGCAAAAGCGGGACUACCUACCGACGGUAGCUCAACUGCAAUCCAGGAUUACCGAAGAAAUAUAUAAUGGACAUUGGCUCAUCAACUUCGAGUCCCGCAAGCCCGAGAAACUCAAGCUGAAACAGAUGGAGAUGAAUCUUCGCAAUAUGGCUACCGACAUCUUCCUAUUCUACGGCAAGCAGUUCUCCUUCCAGGAAUCGGUCGUUUGUCCGCAGAUUGGCCUCGCCAUCAACCGGUCGGACUUUCUCCCCGAGAACAUGUGGCGAAUGUCGCUGAAACGCUACAAGGCCUACGUCGAGGAAUGUGUGGCCAGUGAUUCCGCGGAGCGGCGCGACAAUUUCCCACAGUUCGAUCUGACACCCAUGUGCGUACAGGAUCCGCUAGAGCUCACGUCGAACAUUGCCGCUUUGGUCAGCUCGACUGAUACCGGCAUAUUCGUUAACAUGUGCAAACUGGCGUACGAGUUUUACGUGAACAAUCCGUAGAAUUGUUCCUCUAAAUGUUAUUUUUCCGCUGUUUUCAUUGUUACACUAUACUGUUUUAUACUAUGAUCUAUAUUUUAACCUCGGCGAUCAUUUGAAUUGAAUUCUGAAUCGCGCAUGACUGAGUAAUGUACGUGUAAGGUACAUUUCCGUGAUAGAUACCGACAAACAUAAAGAAAUUUAAACAUAA
Molecule: messenger RNA, 2755 nt
Organism: Aedes aegypti (yellow fever mosquito)
Lineage: Eukaryota; Metazoa; Arthropoda; Insecta; Diptera; Culicidae
Exons: 7
Coding region: 358-2568 (736 amino acids)
Biological process (GO): mitochondrial mRNA polyadenylation; mRNA 3'-end processing
Molecular function (GO): poly(A) RNA polymerase activity
Source: RefSeq, a predicted model, not a curated record